CGUUAUAUAAAUCGACCUUAAUAUAAAAUUCUUAAACAAAAACUUAUUUAAUUUUAAGUUUAGUCACUACAAAAGAGAUCGUAGUUGGAACAUUGGAACCAAAACACUAACUUACAAGUGUUUCUUUUUCAAUAUUUUAUUAAAUCAUCUUUCAUUUUCCAAUACUCUUAACUUCUCUCUCUAAAGCCAUCAUCUUAAUUUUGGUUAGUACCUGGUUCUUGGUUUUGAAAGUCAAAGUCUCUUUUGUGCUUCUCCUAAAGAGCGAUCUUGAGAUUAAUCAUCAUGAAAGUGCUUCUGGGUCUUUUGCUUCUCUUGGCCUUGACCAAAUCUUCAAGUGCAAUUUACUGUCUCUGCAAAGAUGGGAUAGGAGACACAGAGCUUCAAACAUCAAUAGACUAUGCAUGUGGAACUUUAGCAGAUUGUAAUCCUAUACAUGAUAACGGUUCUUGUUUUCAACCAAACACCAUCAAAAGCCACUGUGAUUGGGCUGUUAACAGCUACUUCCAAAACGCAGCUCAAGUCCCUGGAAGCUGCAAUUUCUCCGGCACUGCCAUUACCAAUCCAAACCCACCUUCCAAUUUGGCUAAUGGUUGCAUCUAUCCUUCAAGCGCUAGCUCUACAAGGUCGCCUCCAUCAACAACACCACCAACGGGAAGUGGAACACCUCCCACAAACGGAACCACUCCAUUUCCGGGAACUCCAUUUCCAGGAACUCCGUUUCCAGGAACUCCUCCGGUGUUUGGUCCAACCGGAGUCUUUAACCCAAGCAACCCAGGCAGUGGUGCCUCAAGUUUGGUUAUCUCCUCUGUUUACACACUCUGUUUUUCAUUACUAGUGUUUCUUUGUGGUUCUGAUGUAAGGUUUGGAUUUAGCCACGUGUAGAGACAGAAAGACAUCCACUUGUGUUAGUCUUUGAUUCUGUUUUGGAUGGAACAAGAAGUUUAGGCGUUUGUUGAGCUUUCGUCUAUGUAAAGGUUGCUCUAAUAGAAUCUUGAGUAAAGAAAGAAAAAAACAGAACAUUUAAUCUUUA
Molecule: messenger RNA, 1030 nt
Organism: Arabidopsis lyrata subsp. lyrata
Lineage: Eukaryota; Viridiplantae; Streptophyta; Magnoliopsida; Brassicales; Brassicaceae
Product: PLASMODESMATA CALLOSE-BINDING PROTEIN 1
Exons: 4
Coding region: 283-882 (199 amino acids)
Source: RefSeq, a predicted model, not a curated record